AUGCCCGACGCCGUUGUAGUACGAUUACCGGGUAUCAACGUUCCUGAGGACGCUAAAUUUGAAGUUUUCAGCAAGAAUCAGAAAAGCAAGUCACAAGAUCAGCUGAUCGAGGGCGAGCAUGGCAGUAUAGCCUACGAGGGAACUCAGGAUGAUCACAAGUACUGCUUGGCUAUUAAGGACGCCAAAACCGGCAAAAUUCGGUUGGUCGAGGCUCCAGUUCACUCUGUGUCAAGCCAUGUCAAAGAUAGAAGAGAACUCGAAGACAAGACGGUGAUUCGACAGGCCAGUGUGCUUCGUUGGGAACAAAGAACUGCCCUGGGCGAGGCCUUUGGUACAAAGAAGGCUAAAGCCGCUAUCACUGAUGCAGCACGUAACAGACUGGACGCUGAUAUGCUCGAGGGCUUUGAAGGCGCUAUUGUUGACAGCGUGAAAGAUGCUACAUCCAGCUUACCUUCGAAGGAACAACGUCAACAGGCCAUGACGGCAGAUCGUCCCAUCCCCCAGCAUAACUCUGAAACGAGUAACGUGGACGAGAUCUAUCCAAUUGAUGGAAUUGUAUCCCAGAACGAGCUUCAUGCUAUUGAUAUUGAGGCCAUUGAAAAGGCUAGUAAUGCAGAAGAGCGGGCUCAGGCUCUUCCCUUCAAGGUUGGCGAUUACGUUGAUAACCGUAUUGCUUCGGUUAUUGCAGAUGGCUCUGAUGUGCGUCGUCGCUUGCGUAUUCUAGCUUAUAUCGGUUUCCUUAUGGCCGUUUAUGGUGCUCGUAGAGCCACAUCCAAGCCCAAGUUAGUCGAGAAGCUUGGAGCUGAAGUGCCCGACGAUCUCGUAGAUGGUGCUCUACGUCGGUUUGCUGUUUCAAAAGCCGGAAUGUUUGGCACCACCAAGGAGCGUAACUUCACCUUUGAUCCUUCUCAUUGCGACAAACUUUUGUGCUAUAUGCUCGCCCUUACGCUCCAUAUUGAUAAUUUCCAGGUGAAUGUUACCCCCCUGGCUCAUGAGCUGGCUCUCAAGCCAUCUAAAUUGAUUGAUUUAUUCCGCAAUUUGGGUUGCACCAUCAAAAACCCCAGUGCGACCCAGGCCAAAGAGCUCGGUCUGUCUUCGACCCAAGCGUCGACAUACCGUAUUGCUGUUCUUAAGGCACCACUAGUCUUGCCAGAUGUGGUUCGUCGCAAACGCCGUUAA
Messenger RNA from Wickerhamiella sorbophila, 1179 nucleotides. Its product is annotated as DNA-directed RNA polymerase I subunit RPA49. The coding region runs from base 1 to 1179 and encodes 392 amino acids. The transcript has a single exon. NCBI's taxonomy places the organism in Eukaryota, Fungi, Ascomycota, Dipodascomycetes, Dipodascales, Trichomonascaceae. Gene Ontology annotation, biological process: nucleolar large rRNA transcription by RNA polymerase I; RNA polymerase I preinitiation complex assembly; transcription elongation by RNA polymerase I. Gene Ontology annotation, molecular function: DNA binding. The record is from RefSeq and is a predicted model, not a curated record. Gene Ontology annotation, cellular component: RNA polymerase I complex.